This is a messenger RNA of Mesorhabditis spiculigera, 2049 nucleotides long. The record is from the annotation of a GenBank genome assembly. Lineage: Eukaryota; Metazoa; Nematoda; Chromadorea; Rhabditida; Rhabditidae.
AUGGGUGAUCAAGAGCCGCCCUCAAGCGAUCAGGCCCGCGAACCUCCCGAGGAAGCUACAUUCGCAAAGCCGGCGCUGCCGGUGAGUGCACCUUCGAAAACGACGAAUGAGGAGGCGAAGCCCGGAGAAGUGCCGAAACAACAGAAGCCGCCGAUUAAGUCACCAGGCGUCACCGCGAUUUUGAAGUACGAGCCACCGUCAUGGGCAUGCAAGCCGGAAGAAGGCGUGAAAUGGGAAAUGGAGGUGAUAAAGCAGGGCAACCACAUUGAAACAUUCGACCUGGCAAAACGCAAAAACGAUACGUUCGUAACGAUCGGCCGGAUUCCGGACUGCGACAUCAAAUUCGACCAUCUCUCCCUCUCGCGCUACCACGCAAUCCUGCAGUACGGCCUCGACCACAAGAGCGGCAAGAAAUGCUGGCAUUUGUACGAUCUAGGAUCGUCACACGGCACCAAGGCCAACCGUCAAAAAGUGCCCGAGCGCCAGUGGAUUCGCGUGCGCAUCGGCUGGGUGCUGUCUUUUGCUAUGAGCACGCGCUAUCUGAUGCUCAAGGGGCCUGAGGACGAGAAGGACGCCGAGUGGGAGCUGUCGCCCACCGAAAUGAACGAGAAGAUGAAGCGCAAGGCCGUCGAGGACAAACUGGCCGCCGAAGCCAAGGAGGAGUUCGAGCGCCGGAAGCGCGAGGAUGAGAAGGAGCAGGGCGUCGACUGGGGCAUGCGAUUCGAGGAUGACGCCGGAGAUAGCGGGCUUAUGCAUCUCGAUGGCAACGACGCGCAUCUCAUGGAAGAUCACGAGGCCUACUACCGGGACGAUCCGCGCAAAGCCCUGGCCAAAUUCUUUGACCGCGAGGGCUUCGACAUGGAGUUUACGUACUCGGAGUCGGGCGUCAACUCGAGCAACCACAAAUGGAUCUGCCACAUCGAAUUGCCCGUCGACUUGAACGGCCGCACGCUGAAGGCCUCGGCGACUGUGUCCACGUCGAAAAAAGAUGCCCAAGCUCAGUGUGCCCUAGAGGCCUGUCGUCUCCUCGACUCCCACGGUGUGCUAAGAAAAUCGACGAGCCGCGCCAAGAUCAAGAAACGCACGCUAGAGGAAGACGAUUACUACGAGGAAGACGACGAUGAAUACUUCGAUCGUACCGGCGAUGUGACCCUCAAGCAGGAGCGGCGCAAGAAUCGAGCCCUGGGAAUCACGGAGCGCGAAUCGAAGACGCACACGUACGAGUCGAUCUUGGCCGACCUGGAGAACUCAAAAAAGGAGAUUACCGAGCUGAACGAGCGUUACGAAAAACUAAAUGCCACCACGGAUCUCAAGGUCGAAGACGGGCAAGAAUCGUUGGUGACGAAGCAAGACGAUCAAAAGACGAAAACCGAAAAGUCACAAAUCCGACUUCGUCUCGCCGACCUCACCUACCAAGUGCAGCGGAUGGAGCAGCUGGCAAAGAUUGCGAAACCGGUUUCCCUUUCCGAGAUGAAAAACGCCGAGGUCGGGAAGGCCGGCGAUCGACAGGCAUUCUACCGGAAAAUGAUGCAGCUCGGAAAGAAGCAAAAGCUCGAUGAGCAGGCCGCGCAGCCUUCGACGGCCUCGCAGGGACCAGCCGGUUCAACGACAGGCUUUGUGCCGGAAGUGGAUGACGAGGUGGCAAAACCAGCUAAAGCUGAACCCAGCGCCGCCCCUCCACAAGAAUUCAAAAUGCCGAUUCCAGCGGCACGCCAAGGAAAACCGAAGGCCGAGCCCAAACCGGAAAAGAAGAAGGAGCCGGAAAUGUCGAAGAAGUUUGCCGCUCAUUUGGAGGAGCUCGAAUCGAUCAACAUGACGGAAGAGGAAAAGAAGUACGAGCAAGAGCACCACGAUGAGCAGGCCGAGAAGCAGAGGAGAAAGCGAAAUCAGCGCAGCCGCGAGGAGCGCAAGAAAGUGCUCGUCGUCUCCGGCACCGAGUAUGGCGAGGGAAUGGAGGACAAGGACGACAAAUACGCCACCUGGCUGCCGCCGGACAGCCAAAGCGGUGAUGGCAGCACGCGGCUCAACGACAAAUUCGCCGGAAGAUAU